CGCAAACUGAGAGCACAGCGCUGAUUACAACCAGAUGAACACAUCUAGAAAAGAGUGAACGGACGACAACUUUUGUGGCAGUGCUAUUUAUCGCGAAUGCGAAAAACAAAUUUCCAAAAUAGCUUCCGCCUUAACUGAAAUGAGGUGUGCUUUCUUUUUCAACCAAUUUUUCUCGCGUGGUACGGGGAAGGGGGAUUCACGAAAGUGAUGCACAGAGUCGUAUGAUGGCACUGCAAAUUUAUAUGCGAUGACGUCAAAGUCCAAAAUCCGCUUGGAGUGACGUCAAAGUCUUACAAGAAUCCCCUAGGAAUUGUGGGACAUCUGGUGUUGACACUCCACAAAGUGAAAAGGAAGCAAGAAGAGAUCGUGUUAACGGGAAAAUACGGUAUUUUCGAGAGAUGAUCAGAUCUUCUUUCGUGGUUUUUGUCCUUGUUAGCCAUUACUUUGUUAAAGUGACUCCUGCUUGGUGCUCAUCUGGGGCAUCUGGAUGCUCUUUCAACCAAGUUUGCUGCAACCAUGAGUGUCAAUUCGGCUCUUCUUGUGUUGGAUUGAGUUGCACUUCUCAGAACGACUGUGGCAUCACGGAAAGUUGUUGCAGCAAUGUAUGCACAGCGGAAAUCGACUGCUCUGGAUUGGAUUGUAGUUCCGACCUCGAUUGUGGUCAGCCAAAUAUCUUGAUCUGUUGUAAUGGAGUUUGUCAAUAUGAUUGCUUUAAUUGGAACCUUAUAAUUGGUUUAAUAUCUGGAUUACUAGCUGUGAUCUUCAUCAUUACUAUGUGCAUUUUCUGCGCUUGUCGCCGUCGAAGAACAGUUCAUCGCGGCAGAAUUAUUGUUGGGCAGAGAGUAACAACGACAACUACGAUAAGAUCUGCACCAGCGAGCACCCAACCUUACCCCACACAGGCACAACCUUACCAACAAGGCCACCCAUACUAUCCCCCUCCACAGUAUGAGCAGCAUCAGACAAACAGACCUCCACCCUACAACCUUGGACCAAGCACAGCAAGUGAGCAACCUCCCCCUUAUACAGAAGGACCACAGGGAGGAGCAGGAAGAAUUUACACUCCCAAACCUUCAUAUGGUGCAGUAGCAUCAGCACCACCUAUGUAAGGCAAUGAAUUGUUUUACCUCAACCUGGUUAUAUAACUCUAAAAACUUUUAAAUAUCUUUAAGAACAUAAACCCUUGGAUUAUCUGAAACUGUUUUGAUAGAAUUUUUUAUGCAACUGAUGAAAAGGAAAAGGUAAAAUGGUGUGGCUUCUGUUACUUUACCUCAGCCAAGCUUUUACAGAAAAACCUGAUCAUUUUGUAGUCAAUAUGUAACUAAGCCAUUGGAACAACAGGUGAAAAGUGAGGUAGUGUGGGAAAUUUAUUAAUGUUGUUUGAAACUAAGAGUAGAGUUCAAAGGUCAUGUGAAGUCCACUGUUUAGAGCUCAAAUGUACACUUUGAAUUUGAAUUUGGCUCAGGAUUUGAAGUUUGAAUUAUUAAUUAUCAAAGAAAAAUGAAGUUUUGCAAGGAAUUGUGCAAGUGAAAACUAAUUUUUUUCUUGUCAGUCUUGUUUGCUAGUAGCACCAUGGUCAAAAUUCAACCUAAAAACUGAAUUUAGGAUGGUAGUAUCUGAAAGAAUUAAAAGCAUUUUUCUUGUUUUAA
Molecule: messenger RNA, 1649 nt
Organism: Pocillopora verrucosa
Lineage: Eukaryota; Metazoa; Cnidaria; Anthozoa; Scleractinia; Pocilloporidae
Source: RefSeq, a predicted model, not a curated record